AUGAGGGCGUCGAUCGACCCGCUGAAGAGGGUGGCAAUAACAGUGUUUUAUUUGAGCAGCGAGGACAGGGUAAGGAAGACGGCGAACGCCUUUGGCGUGUCGCGGUCGUCUGUAUCUUGUAUAAUUCGGCAGGUAUGUAGCGCUAUAGUCUUCCACAUGGGCCCAAAAUACAUCAAACUGCCUUUUACAGAACCAGAGGUGGAGGAACUAGUUUCGGGCUUUCACCGUGCUCACGGUAUGCCACAGUGUUUGGGAGCAGUCGACGGCACCCACGUGGAAAUCAAGCAGCCAUCCAGCAAUUCCACGGACUACAUUAACAGUAAAGGCACGUAUUCCAUCAACGUGCAGGCCGUGUGUGAUUACAGGUACCGAUUCAUGGAUGUGGUGGUAAAGUGGCCCGGGAGAGUGCACGACGCACGGGUGUUUGCGAACUCGCAGCUGAACAAAGACCUUAUGACCGGCACGGUUCCACCUGUGAAGAAACAGGUCGUGGACGAGGAGGAGGCGAUCCCAGUGUAUCUAGUUGCUGACCCAGCCUACCCUCUGUUGCCGUAUUUAAUGAAGGAGUACUCAAACGGUGGCUCCACGCCGCAGGAACAGUACUUCGACACCUGCUUGUGUAAGGCGCAUGCGGUCAUCGAGUGUGCGUUCGGGCGUUUAAAGGCCAGGUAUGGGGCUCUGAAGAGGCCCAUGGACAUCAACCUGAAGGACCUGCCACAUGUGAUUGUUGCCUGCUUUGUUCUCCAUAACUUCUGUGAAUACAGUAAAGAGUCGCUGGACGAUCAUCUGGUGGUGGAGACAAUGCAAUUGGAAUGA
This is a messenger RNA of Cynoglossus semilaevis (tongue sole), 816 nucleotides long. RefSeq names its product putative nuclease HARBI1. Bases 1 to 816 code for a protein of 271 amino acids. NCBI's taxonomy places the organism in Eukaryota, Metazoa, Chordata, Actinopteri, Pleuronectiformes, Cynoglossidae. The record is from RefSeq and is a predicted model, not a curated record. The transcript has 2 exons.